This is a messenger RNA of Serendipita indica DSM 11827, 921 nucleotides long. Lineage: Eukaryota; Fungi; Basidiomycota; Agaricomycetes; Sebacinales; Serendipitaceae. The record is from the annotation of a GenBank genome assembly.
AUGAAAGUGAUCGUAUUCGGAAGUACUGGCUUCAUUGGGCUACCUGUCGCACAUGCACUUGUACGCAACGGACAUCAAGUCUACGGCGUAUCGCGUAGUGAGAAGAAUGCGCAGCUCAUGCGUGCAAACGAAAUCAUCCCACUCAUUGGUGAUAUUUUUGAUCCUGCAACAUGGGAAAAGCAUCUUGUCGACGCAGACGUUGUAGUCGACUGUGCAGCAGGCGACAUUGCCACGAAUGCUCGUCGUCUCUUCCAGGUCGUCACCUCUUCUGCCGCUCGGAUCCGUCCUGGCAAUCGGGGGACAUAUUCCAAACUGGCGUACAUCUACACCUCUGGAACGUGGGUGCACGGUGAGGAGCGUAGCCAGCUACGCUCCGACGCGUCCCUUCCGACCCCGCCUUUACUUGUAGCCUGGCGUCCAGCUGUGGAAGACGAGGUGGUAAAGAGUGAGAUUGUCAGGGGGAUUGUCAUCAGGCCGAGUUUGGUCUAUGGUCGACAGGGGAGCCUGUUCUCGUCUUUAUUCGCCCAAGCUACUCCGUCGGUGGAAAAGGUGGAAUGGUUUGGAACGCCGGGAGGGUCCUAUGCCCUCGUCCACGUUGAUGAUCUGGCGGAUUGUUUUCUUCGAGCAGUCGAAAAGAAUCAUCUGAUCAGUGGUCUUAUCCUCGACUGCACUAAUGAACGAACCGAGUCUGUGGACGGUAUCUUGUAUGCAUUUGCCACGGUGGUGGGUGUAUCACUCGACAAGGUGACCUAUCGACCACCCGCCAACGUGCUCGAAGAGGCUAUGGCUGUUACGACGAGACUGCGACCGACAUUGGCUCGUGCGCUCUUGGGAUGGGAGCCUCGCAAGGCGGGUUUGGUAGAUGGCAUGGUGACCUAUCUCGAGGCGUACAAAGGAUCCAUCUCAACACUCUUGUACUGA